AUGCAGAAAAACAUAGAUGCUACCAAACAGUAUUUUAUAUUUUCCAAUACUAUAGUAUAUGGUAGGACUACUGCUGAUCCAGGGCUGAUAAACAGAGCAACAGAUCAGAUUAAUGAAGCAUUUCCUUAUACUUUCUGCAGUACAUCUCCUCCUACACAAUUAAUAAUAGCAACUUGGAUAGAUCAACUAAAAGCCGGCACAAACCCAUUAAUUCUUGUAACUAAUGGAAGCAUUACAUUUGGUAUUGCUCUAUAUGUCGAUGUGAGCAUUACAACAGCUACUACUGGAAUAGAGUCAGCCAUUGGUGGUGUUUCUAUAGCGGCUGAUCCAUCUUUAUUUCCAUUUGGUACUGCUGUUAUGGAUGCUCCUAGCAUGAUGCUUAAUAGUACCAUACCAGGAACAUACAUAUUUUCACUGAAUCAUAUACCACCAGAUACGUGCAGUUCUGUCUGCUUUUCUUGUAAGGCCAGACUUUUCCAGUCAAUAUGUGAGAUCAGGAGGAUUAAUGGAGAAGAUGUACCAGCUUCUUGUAAUAACUAAUGACAUUCAAUUUAAUUGUGUUCUUUGUGAUUAAUAUAUAUAAUUACUGUAAGAGUUAAAAUAAAGUCAAUUUUAUAGUAGAUACUAGAUAUAGUUUUUUCAAACAUUAUUUUAUU
Amphimedon queenslandica is the source of this 656-nucleotide messenger RNA. RefSeq lists its product as uncharacterized. The transcript is spliced from 4 exons. The coding region runs from base 1 to 540 and encodes 179 amino acids. The record is from RefSeq and is a predicted model, not a curated record. NCBI's taxonomy places the organism in Eukaryota, Metazoa, Porifera, Demospongiae, Haplosclerida, Niphatidae.